Messenger RNA from Alternaria ethzedia, 543 nucleotides. RefSeq lists its product as uncharacterized. The transcript has a single exon. The record is from RefSeq and is a predicted model, not a curated record. The coding region runs from base 1 to 543 and encodes 180 amino acids. NCBI's taxonomy places the organism in Eukaryota, Fungi, Ascomycota, Dothideomycetes, Pleosporales, Pleosporaceae.
AUGGCUGACAGCGACACUCACGACGAUCACGGGGAGCCCCCCAAUGCGCGACACCACGCGGGCCGCGACAACGUCUUGCAGCCCUCCAAGUCUGGCAGUGACGAUGCAUCCAGUCCCGAAGCAUGGCCUCUAGAGAGUCUCGCGGGGAUAAAAGCACAUGGCGACCAGUUCGUCCAAGAAUACAUACGUCUAUGCAAGCUCCGCCCCAAGACUCGUUCGGGCAGUCUCCUCUCUUCGUACCAGGAUAUCAUCAAUGCAGUAGCGCGAUAUGUAGAGAGGGUCAAGAUUAUGGAGGCCACCAUGAGCACCAAGGCGGAAGAGACAGCUCAAGAGAAGAAGACGUCACAGCCACCAGACCUUCCCGCGGACUCCAAACUACCCUUACGGGACGAUGACUAUCUUCCUCCGCACGACCGUGAUGGAGCUCAGGACACGACAGCAAUACCUGAAGAUGUAUCAGCUAUUACGGAUGUUCCAGUGCUCAAAGACAAGAUCGGUCAGGCACAGUCAGGCAUUGUGGGCGCGGGACAGAUGAAGAAGUGA